AUGUUUGGCAGCGUGUUUCUGGGAGAUCCACGACAACGAAUACUAGCCAGUACUUCUCCCCCAUCUUCUCCUCUUCCACAUGGACCUCCACACAUCUCUCCCGAAGUCGCUUUACAACUGCGCAUACGAUGGUUGGAGGCUCUUUUGCUUGGUGUCAACGAGGUAGAAGGGAAAUCAGUCAAUAAGAAGAGCUCAAAGACUGCUGGGGCUUCAUCUGGUGCCGUCACGCCUGUUUCCGCGACCCGACGAAAGCCAGUUUCUGGCGAAGAAGAGGCAGAUGAUGCCGAUAUGACAGAUGAAGAGGAACCUUAUAGCACGGAUGAGAAUACAUUGAUACGACAAGCAGAGGAAAUACAACGGAGGUUGGAUGCGAUUGUCGAAAAGUACGACGAUCUUGCAAUGUUCAUCCAAAGCUAUCUCGAUGCACUUCUCCAAGAGAUGGAACCAGAAAUACGCGAAGCAGACCGAUCAUUGGCCAGCAUCAUCCAGCUGGAGAAGCAAGGCGUGACCAGUGCAGGAAAACUUGAAGAGUAUGAACCCCUGUUACCACGACUGGCAGAGGUGGUGAAGAAGCACAAAGAAGAUACGAACAGAUUCGACGCACUCGAGUCGCGUCUUAUGGGUCUCUUGGAACGAUACAACGAGAGGGUGGGCAUCAUGAGCGAGCUCUUUGUGCAGUGGAACGAUACAAUCAGGGAUGCAGAGGCGGAUAUCGUCAAACUAGAAAAGGAGCUUGCGAAGCGGCAGGAGCAGGGACUCCAAUGA
Messenger RNA from Serendipita indica DSM 11827, 765 nucleotides. NCBI's taxonomy places the organism in Eukaryota, Fungi, Basidiomycota, Agaricomycetes, Sebacinales, Serendipitaceae. The record is from the annotation of a GenBank genome assembly.